Molecule: messenger RNA, 1025 nt
Organism: Beta vulgaris subsp. vulgaris (sugar beet)
Lineage: Eukaryota; Viridiplantae; Streptophyta; Magnoliopsida; Caryophyllales; Amaranthaceae
Product: GPCR-type G protein COLD1-like
Exons: 8
Coding region: 126-575 (149 amino acids)
Biological process (GO): response to abscisic acid
Cellular component (GO): membrane
Molecular function (GO): abscisic acid binding
Source: RefSeq, a predicted model, not a curated record
UGAAGAAACAGAAACAAGGCGUGAGGAAGAGAAUAUGAGCUAGUAACGAAGGCUUUUGAGGUGUUCACGGAGUCCAAUGCUACAGUCGGAGAUAACUUUGAUUUGGGGUCAUUGGUGUGACCAUCAUGGCUGUCUUAUCAGGCUUUGGUGCUGUCAAUCUACCUUACAGUUAUCUGUCACUCUUUAUUAGGGAGAUUGAUGAGUUUGAAAUAAAAUCCUUGGAGAGGCAAUUGAUGCAAUCAAUUGAGACAUGCGUUACCAAAAAGAAGAAAAUUAUACUUUGUCAAAUGGAGAUGGAAAGAAGUCAAGUAUCAGAAGAGAAGUUGAAUGCUCGAUCUUUCUUCAAGAGAAUUGUUGGAACAAUUGUGAGAUCUGUACAGGAAGACCAAAAGGAACAAGCCAUUAAGAACCUGGAAGCUGAGGUACAGGCUUUAGAGGAGCUGUCAAAGCAGCUGUUUUUGGAGAUUUAUACACUCUGGUUUGCGCUGAAGCUGCUGCUUUUUCUCGAACCCGGAAAGGCCAUAUGGAGAAUCUUUUGGGCUACGCAUGUUCAAUAUAUUGUGUAUACAAAAUGAUUAAGUCGUUGCAGAGCGUUGUUUUUAAGGAGGCUGGUUCAGUCGAUCCUGUCACAAAAACGAUCAGCAUAUUCCUACAAUACUUUGAUAUAGGAGUAAAUGCUACUUUACUAUCCCAGGAAGCUUUUUCUCGAAUCUGGAAAUUCAUAUGCAGAAUCUUUUGGGCUACGCAUGUUCAAUUUAUUGUUUACAAGAUGGAGAUUCAUCUCGACUUCUUAGAUGGAGGAAAAGUUAUGUAUGAUAAUAGAAUAGUUAGGCUGGUAAACUAAGUACUAUUAUUAUCUCAAAUUUCUGUAGUGAAUGGAAUUUCAAGGUGAUAAAAAAAUUUGGAAAUGGGAGAGAGAAUCCCAUAACCUUUGAACUGAAGUUAUAGAAUUCUCUGCUCCCCACUGUAACAACUAAUUAAAGAUGAUUGUUAAUAUAAAUUCUUAAGCAUCCUUAUUAUUUAAA